CUCCUCUCCUCUCUCUGCCCUCCAUGUGUCACCUGCCUCCAUAUCGCAGUCACAGCUCUGGUUGUUUUCCGGACUUUCCACAGCUCUUCCGCUCAACAGAGUCGUGUCCUCGGGCCGUGUUCCCUCACCUCGCACCGACCUCAGCUCCCCGUGUGUUAAACUUCUCGUCAAACCCUGUGGGCGACUUUGUAAGGAUGACUUCGGCUGCUUCUGUGCUGCUGCUGCUGCUGGCUGUAAUGAGCGCCGGGACGCUCGUUCAAGUGUGGGGUACAGAUAGAGUGACUGCUUUGUAUGGAGAGACCAUUGUUAUACCAUGCAACGAUGGAGCUGCGGUACCAGAGGAUCUCAUGUUCAUCAAGUGGAAAUAUGUAAGUAAGACACUUGAUGAGUUUAACUGCCAGUGCAAAUCUGAAACCUAUUUCUCUGCAUUUGUGUUUCCAGAGAAACCCUCAUCCGUUCAGAUUAUGGACAAGGCUGAAGUACUUCAGAGGGACAAAACAACAACGGUGGGAACAUGUGUGGCGACAGAUGCGAACCCUGCAGCUAUGAUUACAUGGAAAAAGAAUGGACAGCCCUUGGUAGCUGAUGGGAAAGCCACUGUUAUCACACCGAGCAUGAAGCUGGAUCCAGCCACAGGCCUUUCCACCACCUCCUCCAUGCUUCAGUAUGUAGCCACCAAGGAGGAUGUUGGCGCAGUGUUUGCCUGUGUGUCCACACAUGAGCUGACCAAUCAAGAGACGGACCUGGAACCUUUCCCCAUCCACUACCCAUCAGAGAAGGUUAGCCUCCAAAUUAUGUCCAAGAGGCCCAUUGUAGAAGGAGAUAAUGUGACGCUGAAGUGUCACGCUGAUGGCAACCCUCCACCCAGCUCCUUCUUCUUCCAUAUCAAGGGCAAGAAAAUACUGGUGGAAAAUUCGGACACCUACAUUUUGUCUGACAUCAGCAGAGAGGCUAAAGGUGAUUACCAAUGCUCCCUGACUGACAAUGAGAAACUGGAGGCCUCCCAAAGCAUCGAUGUUGGCUACCUUGACCUGAGUCUGAGUCCCACUGGAAAGGUUAUGAAGAGAGUAGGGGACACCUUGUCUGUGAAGAUGGAGAAGAGCAACUCAGGGGAUGCCAAAGUGUCUUGGACAAAGAAUGGAAAGACAGUGAAAGAGCCGGAGUUUAACAAGUUGACCUAUGCUGAUGCAGGAGUGUACUUAUGUGAGGUUUCCAUGAGCGGCCUCACACGACGUCAGAGCUUUGAGCUGGUAGUAGAAGGGAAGCCUGUGAUCACCAGUCUAACCAAACACCGUGCUGAUGAUGCCGAACACAAAGUUCUGACCUGCGAGGCUGAGGGAGUACCAGAACCCAGCUUCCAAUGGAAUGUCAAUAACACCAACGAGGAGAGCGUUUAUAUCGAUGGCAAGGCCACCCAUAAAAUCACUGUGAUCCCAAAGGUGAACCUGACUGUCAGCUGCACUGUCAGCAACAAGCUGGGAUUUAACGUCAUGACCAUCAAUGUUUCCUCUGUUUUUAAGGAGGACAGGGAAGAUAAAGCCCCUCAGGAGGAUUCAGACGACCAAGCAAAGCUCAUAGUGGGUGUUGUAGCAGGGCUCCUCAUAGCUGCUGCAGUAGUUGGACUCAUCUACUGGCUCUACGUGAAGAAUUCAAGGCAAGGAAGCUGGAAAACUGGUGAGAAGGAGCUGGGGACCUCUGAGGAGAACAAGAAACUAGAGGAAAACAAUCACAACGUUUAAAAGAUGCUCAGUCUGUACUUUGUGGGAUGAAAGAAAAGCAGUUGAAAGCAGUCCUGUGUCAUCAAAACAGCCUCCCAGUUGCUGAACUGUCCAUCAGGCUCCACAUAAGCAGCAACAAUCAGAGUCAUUUUCCACCAGGUCCUGCUGUCCCACCUCGCUGUUUGAAGGCUGCCUCGUGUUAAAGUGUCCUUUUGCUUUUUUUGUGUUCCUGGUGAAUGCUCUGUGUUUUUGUUUGAGCAAUUCCACAAGACUAUAGAGUGAUGGGUUUUGCCACUUCAUUUUUCCUCUUCAAAGAAUGUUAAUUCCUUGUACACUUUUUAAGGCACGUAUAUAACAAAUCCUAAUUAUGUGUGUGCCCUGGCUGAGCAUCCCAAUGUUUAUUUUUGAUUUCUCCUUUUAAUUUUUUGUGCGCCGUGUGUGUAAAAGCCUUUGACUAUGCUGAGAGGAAAAGACACUUCACUGCUGUAUAUACCCAAAGAAACAGUCAUUAAACCUUUUAGAAAAUACCAUCAGCAUCUCUCAACCUCCUGAAUUAUGUUCUCUGGGCUUUAAACACUGGAAAAGUAAUUGAUUGAAUAUUUAGAUAACAACAGAUGUAGUCAUAUUAAAUAUGGAAUCUUAUGUACUGUGAUUCAUUUCUAUACAUGCAGUAACUGUUCCAAAAAUGAAACAAUCAUUUUAAUUAUUUCAUUUGUGAAUAUGUAAAUUGAAUGUCGGUCAAUGGGGCAUUGUGACGCAUUAGUUCUCUUUGACAGAAAGACAUUUUUCCUCUUCAGCUGUUUUCACUUUUUGUUAGUCUCAAGAUGGACAUUUUAAUACCUCUAUGUUGCAAACAAUUUGAUGUGAAAAAGCAAAAUGCAUUGAGAAGUCAAUAAGUCAUCAGGAAAGCACAACUUCUAAGAACUGCAAAGUGAUGUUCUGCUAUAAACGUUUUUUUAGAGUUGAUGCUAAAUGUGUGAUUUAGUUGAACACACUACAUUGUUGUCUUCACCUGUCUUCCCAACAGGCUGAGACUUUGUUUGUUAUUGUUUUUUUUCAUGUUUUCCUUUUGAUGCCAGGUCUGAAUGUUCUUUUUGGUUUUUAUGUUGUUUUGUGUGUGUUUUUGGUGUAUUUAUAUUCUGCAUGUAACCUACCUGGAUGGCUAUGCUGCAGCAUGCACAAUAUCUUUUUUUUAAACCUGCAAGGAAGGCGUCAAGUGUUGAAAACAUACUGAGCGGUAGGAUCAUUAGAGUGAAUAAGGACUCGUGGUAUCUUUCCUCAUUCUCUGCUGUAAUGUUGUCAUUUUUAUGUUAUUUUUGCUAAGUGGCGUGAAGGAUAAGCCAAACUGAAGACAGAUUAGAUGAGGUACAAAAAAUCAUGGCUCCCUGGGUUUACAUCAUUCUGCUCUGGUUCAUCGCACAAGCAGCACGGCGACCGAAAAACUGUUGGUUUGACAGGAGUCAUAAAUGUUUCUAUUUAUGGUUAAGAAUUUACUUUGUACACAACAUUUGAGUUUGUAACAUUUAAAUUUGAUGAAUGCAUUUGAAUGUUUGAGUCAUAUUCUGUUAAAUCACUUGAGAAUACGAGUAGACCCAGAUUAUGUUAUUGAGUCAUCAUCUGGUUCAAAUGUCCUUGUGGGAAUUACCUGUUGGAUACAUGGACAGGCUUUGUAUCAGCUGACAUUGUGACAUUAGUACAUCUCUAGGUCUCUGGGAUGGUAAUUUCCAAACCGGAGCAAAGAGAUUGCAUUCUGUUCUUUUACCUUUUUUGGCAAGGAAAACAGUUUGUAUUAUGAGGUUGUGGUUAAACUGCAUGACAUGAAAGCAGUGGGUCAUUUUUAGGCACCUAGUCAAUUGUUCUUUUUUGUUCCUUUUCAAAUAAUCAGGUCAGCAGUCAAACCAAAGAGGGUACAAUGAGAAGGCCAUAGCAGAGUUGUAAAUACACCCUUUUGUUUUUUGUACUGUUGUCGACAAUAAAGUGUACAUUUUGAAAAAAUAAAAAAAACAAUCCAGG
This is a messenger RNA of Paralichthys olivaceus (Japanese flounder), 3731 nucleotides long. Lineage: Eukaryota; Metazoa; Chordata; Actinopteri; Pleuronectiformes; Paralichthyidae. The record is from RefSeq and is a predicted model, not a curated record.